Molecule: messenger RNA, 2634 nt
Organism: Sus scrofa (pig)
Lineage: Eukaryota; Metazoa; Chordata; Mammalia; Artiodactyla; Suidae
Source: RefSeq, a predicted model, not a curated record
GCUCUGAUUUGACCCCUAGUUUAGGAACUUCCAUAUAGUGCAGGUGCGGCCCUAAAAAGUCACCAAUUUUUUUUAAAUAAUAACUUUUGUGUAUGUCUCAAGAUUUCCAUUAUCUACCUCUACAUUUAUCCUCACAUUCAGUCUAUUUAAAAAUAAUCCUUUCCUCACUUCCUUUCUUCCAGGUUUUCACCAGUGGAACCCAUGUAUCUGACACGAUAAAUUACAUUUUUCUGUUUGCAGGCAUAAACUACUAUUAAAAAAAACAAUCUGUUCCUAUACAACACAUUACAGGAAUACUUUGAGGGCUCCUACUCUCUCUCUUCCAGGGCCAUAGAGAGCCAGGCAAAUGGAAAAGUAAUUACUACAUUUAAUAAAAGGGCAGAAUUGCAUAUAAAGAGAAGGACAUUCAACCAGCCCCCUGCUCACCACACUCAAAAAACUGAGGUCCCCUGCUUCUCUCUUUCCAGAUGCCCUCUGCUGAGGGGAUACCACAUUGAUAUUCCAUCCAUGAUGUUAGUUCUGGGGUAAAUGUUCUUUUAAAAGGUGGUAGAAAAUUAAUUAGCAUCCCUAAAUAGCAUCCAUUUUGUCAGUCUUUAACGCUAAAGCUGAAAGCACUGCAGAGUCUGACAGGCACCCACUUAAACACCUGAGCUGAAGGAGCUCACGGCUCAGAUAAGGGCUUCAUCUGGAACCAUCAAGUCUCUGAGCACAGAUGUGUCCUGGUUUCUAAGGUCCAUCAUGAGUGAGAAAUGGGACUCCAACUCGUCAGAAAAAUGGCAUCACAAUUGGAGUGCCAACGACACAAAGCUAGAUCUGUACUCAGAUAGCAGUAUCACCUAUGUGAACUACUAUCUCCACCAGCCUCAAGUGACAGCAAUUUUCAUUAUUUCCUACUUUCUGAUAUUCUUUCUGUGCAUGGUGGGAAACACAGUGGUUUGCUUUAUCGUCAUGAGGAACAAACACAUGCACACAGUCACUAAUCUCUUCAUCUUGAACCUGGCCAUCAGUGACUUACUGGUCGGCAUAUUCUGUAUGCCUAUCACGCUGCUGGACAAUAUCAUAGCAGGAUGGCCAUUUGGAAGCUCAAUGUGCAAGAUCAGUGGCUUGGUCCAAGGGAUAUCUGUUGCAGCUUCAGUAUUUACUUUAGUUGCAAUAGCAGUGGAUAGGUUCCGGUGUGUCGUCUACCCUUUUAAACCAAAGCUCACUAUCAAGACAGCAUUUGUCAUUAUUAUGAUUAUCUGGGUACUGGCCAUUGCCAUUAUGUCCCCAUCUGCAAUAAUGUUACACGUACAAGAAGAAAAAUAUUACCGAGUGAGACUCAACUCCCAGAAUAAAAGCAGCCCUGUCUACUGGUGCCGGGAAGACUGGCCAAAUCAGGAAAUGAGGAAGAUCUACACCACUGUGCUGUUUGCCAACAUCUACUUGGCACCCCUGUCCCUCAUUGUCAUCAUGUAUGGAAGGAUUGGAAUUUCACUCUUCAAGACAACAGUGUCCCACAGAGGCAAACAGAACCAGGAGCACGUGGUGUCCAAGAAGAAGCAGAAGGUCAUUAAGAUGCUCCUGGUGGUUGCCCUGCUUUUCAUUCUCUCCUGGCUGCCUCUGUGGACUCUGAUGAUGCUCUCAGACUAUGCUGACCUGUCUCCAAAUGAACUGCAGGUCAUCAACAUCUACAUUUACCCUUUUGCACACUGGCUGGCCUUUUGCAACAGCAGCGUCAACCCCAUCAUUUAUGGUUUCUUCAAUGAGAAUUUUCGCCGUGGUUUUCAAGAUGCUUUUCACCUCCAGUUCUGCCAAAAAAGAUCAAAGCCCAAGGAAGCCUACUCCCUAAGAGCUGAAAACAAUGUGGUCUUCAACACAUCUUAUCUGUCAGCUCAGGAAACUGCAAUUAAAAACCCGCAUGAGAAAAUCAUGCUUUGCAGGAAAAGUGCUCAGAAGCCUAUACAGGAAUGCGUGAUGGAGGAAUUAGGAGAACUUACCAAUAGCAAUGAUAUGUGAAAAGAGCCAGUAGAAUGAUUUUCAACUCUACUGCAUGUUAUAUAUUGAGAUACUGUUGGUUUCUCUGGCUCUCUACUUCAGUUCUUCUUAAGAAUGCUAGAAGUCCUCUCUGGAAAAAAGUAAACAAAAUGACCUUCUGUUCAUAAUCAACCUUAUUGUACGUAAAAUAUAUGCAGAGAUCCAAAUGCAAAUUUUCCUAGAUAAAUCUAUUUUCUAGGACCAAUUUUCAAAGCCUGAUCUUGUGCAAUUUAGCUAUUUGUGUAUGAAUCAAGCAUGUUUUAUGCGUAUGUGCAUGUAUGCAACACACAGACAUUUUCCUCAAGUGGUGAUAAAGAGGCAGUUCUUUGCACGAGAACACAUUUUGUCAAUUCUCCCUUAGACUGCAGAAUUAUUUGUCUGUUUCUACUUUUUAAAUGUACUUAGCUUUCUUAUAAAUAAGAACUACAAUAGCAAAUAAGGGGACACUGUAUUUCUUUGUAUUUAGAGGUUGCUAUAUUUUUUUCUUUAAAGAUUACAGUCAGGGAUUUCCCUUGUGGCACAGUGGGCUAAAGAUCAAGCCUUGUCACUGCAGCAGCGGGGUUUGCUGCUGUGGCACAGGUUCAAUCCCUGGCCUGGGAACUUUCACAUUACAUGUCAUGG